AUGGUGCCCGACGGAGGCAUGAAGGACCAGGAGGCCUCCACCUCGUCGUCUCCACCCGUUGCGGCAAUAACGAGGGCUGCGCGGCCGCCUAGGCCAGCGAGGUUCAAGAAGAUCCCCGUGUGGCAGUGGCACCCACUGAAGUACAGGCGGUUCCGCGUGGGGGCCACCAAGAGGAUGGUCGACGCAUCAUCGUCCGCUCGGGCGGCAAGGGGAGCCGGGGAUGUGACCACGGCGGUGGCGGCGGCGCCCAAGGAGAGUGAGCAGGAGGACGGGAAGGAGCACAUAUGCGGUGGCUGGAAGAGUGAGGAUGGAAGUUUGUGUUGCGGAUAUUCUAGCUUCAGAGGGAGAAGAGCAAGUAUGGAAGACUUUUAUGACAUGAAAUCAUCUAAAAUGGACGCUAAACAAAUAAACCUCUUUGGAGUAUUUGAUGGACAUGGUGGUUCAUGUGCCGCUGAGUAUCUCAAGGAGCACUUAUUUGAAAAUCUCUUGAAACAUCCAGCUUUCAUUAGUGAUACAAAAACAUCAAUAAGUGAGAGCUAUACGAAGACUGACUCAGAUUUCUUGGAUGCUGAAACCAAUAUUCAUAGAGAGGACGGGUCAACUGCAUUAACCGCAAUUUUGGUUGGCAACCAUCUCUAUGUGGCAAAUGUUGGCGAUUCACGGGCUGUAAUAUUGAAGGCGGGCAAAGCUAUUGCGCUCUCGGAUGAUCACAAACCAGACAAAAGUGACGAGCGGGAACGGAUUGAGAAUGUUGGAGGAGUUGUUACAUUUAGUGGAACAUGGAGGGUAGGUGGUGUACUCGCAAUGUCUCGGUUGUUGCAUAGGCAAUUUACUCAAGCAUUUCCAAAUUUUUGUCAGGAACAAGAAAUAGAUGAUGAAUUGGAGUAUCUGAUUUUGGCUAGUGAUGGCCUGUGGGACGUGGUGUCAAAUGAGCACGCCGUUGCAUUUGUGAAGGAAUAG
Messenger RNA from Aegilops tauschii subsp. strangulata, 960 nucleotides. Its product is annotated as probable protein phosphatase 2C 7. Gene Ontology annotation, biological process: protein dephosphorylation. The record is from RefSeq and is a predicted model, not a curated record. Gene Ontology annotation, molecular function: protein serine/threonine phosphatase activity; cation binding. NCBI's taxonomy places the organism in Eukaryota, Viridiplantae, Streptophyta, Magnoliopsida, Poales, Poaceae.